AUGUGCAUCGCCAUUCUAUCUACCGCCCACCCAGGUUAUUCUUUAAUUAUCAUCGACAACCGAGAUGAGUUCAUAUUGAGGCCGACUUCUCGUCCGCAUUGGUGGGCUCACCCAACUUCGGGCCAGCAGGUCCUCUCGUCCCGGGACCUUCAAAGGGCCGAGCAAGGCACGUGGCUAGCUGUGAAUAAAGCUGGCGACUUUGCCGUGCUCACCAACUAUCAAGAAAUCGUUGAUGAGCCGACUGUAAUUUCUACUUCACGAAGCAGAGGCGGUAUGCCUAGCCUCUGGGUUGGUGGCGACGCAAACGAGUCAUUGACUGAACGUGUCCAUCGUUUGGUCAAGGACGGCGGCGUCAAGGGUGUCGGAGGGUUUUCCAUGAUCUGUGGAAGACUGCGCAAAAAUGCGGAAAACAUAUCCAUCAUUAGCAAUCGAGCAGACCAUGUGGACGAUGUUCCGAUUGUUGACGGAGAGAGGGGAAGGACCUGGGGAUUGAGCAACACUACGUACACCAAUCCGGAAAAGUGGCCGAAGGUAUCUGCGGGUGAGCAGCUAGUUGGCGAGGCAAUACAGAACGCCAUAGCCAAGGAUCAAAGCGAAACAGAUUUUGUCGAGUCUCUCUUCAAUGUGCUCAAUCGCGACACACUGCCGGUAGCUGAGGAGGAAGAAGGCACUGUGCAGGACAGCAUGAAGAGGUUCCGGCACAGCAUUUUCAUACCGCCCGUUGGUACUAGGCAGCAAAAAGCCGAAUUUGCCGAAUCUGCAGCCAAGGGACCAAUUGGCUGGGUUAAUGACGCCGAUACAUCCAAUGGAGCGGCCAGCCAUGCGCCCGCUAACCCGGUUGGGGGCUACUCGUCUGGAUUGUAUGGAACUCAACGUCAAACUGUUAUUCUGGUCGACUUGGAGGGUAAUGUCAAGUACAUUGAGAGAGCUUUGUUCGAUCCAAACGGAAACGCGAUUGAGCGAGGCGCGGCUGACGUCAUAGUCAACUUCACGGUGGAUGGAUGGGAUAACUGA
Beauveria bassiana ARSEF 2860 is the source of this 1014-nucleotide messenger RNA. Its product is annotated as ser/Thr-rich protein T10 in DGCR region. Gene Ontology annotation, cellular component: Golgi apparatus. The record is from RefSeq and is a predicted model, not a curated record. The transcript has a single exon. Bases 1 to 1014 code for a protein of 337 amino acids. Lineage: Eukaryota; Fungi; Ascomycota; Sordariomycetes; Hypocreales; Cordycipitaceae. Gene Ontology annotation, biological process: Golgi organization; protein secretion.